This is a messenger RNA of Mytilinidion resinicola, 738 nucleotides long. RefSeq names its product Pkinase-domain-containing protein. The record is from RefSeq and is a predicted model, not a curated record. Bases 7 to 687 code for a protein of 226 amino acids. Gene Ontology annotation, cellular component: nucleus. The transcript has a single exon. Lineage: Eukaryota; Fungi; Ascomycota; Dothideomycetes; Mytilinidiales; Mytilinidiaceae. Gene Ontology annotation, molecular function: ATP binding; cyclin-dependent protein serine/threonine kinase activity. Gene Ontology annotation, biological process: protein phosphorylation; regulation of mitotic cell cycle.
AUCCUAAUGAACAACCGCGGCGAACUCAAACUCGCUGACUUCGGCAUGGCCCGCUACUUCGGCGACCCCUCGCCCCCAAAAAUGACCCAACUCGUCGUCACCCUCUGGUAUCGCGCCCCCGAACUGCUCCUCGGCACCUCGUCCUACGGCAAGCCCGUCGACAUGUGGAGCGUUGGCUGCAUCUUCGGCGAGCUCCUCACCAAAGAGCCCCUCCUACAGGGCAAGAACGAAGUCGACGAGCUCGCUAAGAUCUUCGAGCUCUGCGGCAUCCCAACCGAAGAGUCGUGGCCGGGCUUCAAGCGCCUUCCAAACGCGAAGAGUCUGAGGCUACCGCGGACGCCUCAAACACAAGGCUCUAUUAUCAGGUCGAAGUUUCCGUUUUUGACGGGUGCGGGUGCGGCGUUGUUGACGAGUCUCUUGUCACUGAACCCGGAGCGAAGGCCUUCGGCUGCGGAAAUGCUGGCUCAUCCCUACUUCAAAGAAGAUCCUAGGCCGAAGGCGACGGCGAUGUUUCCAACGUUUCCUAGCAAGGCGGGUCAGGAGAAGCGGCGGAAGGUAGCGAGUCCGAGUGCACCACAGAGGGGGCAGGCGCCGAAGAUUGAUGCUGGCGAGGUUGACUUCAGUGGCAUCUUCGCAGGGAGGGACUUGGAGGAAAGUGGUGCUGGGUUUCAGUUGAAGUUAGUGUAGAUAGUUUGCGAAUGGCUCAGUGAGCGAUAAUGCCUUACAGCGAUUCAUGAA